GGCCUUCUCCGAGGCUCUGCGGCCGCCCCCGGGAGACAGCGUCCGCUCACCCACCGGCCAGGGCUCUGCUAGGAAGAGUCUUGCCUUUUUUUUUUUUUUUUUCUUUAAAGUCUUUCCCCUCCUCCUGUCUUGUUUUGGAGUCUUUUUCUCCAUCGUAGUCUUGUCCUUAACUUGGGUUCUUAUCUGGCCGGAUAGUAAUAUUUUCUUAUGUGCUUCUUGCUUGCCCCCCCUCCACCCCCCGCCCCUUGUAUGGAACAGCGUAUCCCUUUUCCACACUUUCCAGGAUUGCCCCUGCCUGCUUCACUGCCUUUACGCCCUUCCCUUGUAAGUGGGCUUCUCUUAAACAGGACCCCCCAAAACUUAUGUAUUAAAACCCUCUUCGUUUUAUAAGUUAAACUAACACAGGGGUAGUUUCCUUAUGGGUGACUUCAGAUCUUUGUGUAAAAACAGUGUUUGCCAGUUCAUAUGUUUUCUUUUUAAACUUUGAAAACAUUUUGCCAUUUUGACAAUUUCUAGCCAUCUUGCUUUUAUUAGAACAUUAUGUUUUUGUGAGAGUGGAGGGGCUAGUGGAGGAGGUACUGUGGUUUCGCACUAAACGUUCUAUAUUUGUCAGUUUUGCUUACGUUUUAAGAAUGUUUUGAGCUGGCUGUUCCUUUUAUUGAACUGAAAAGUGUGGGGAAGCUGGAAUUAGGGAUGUUCUAGUAUGUAUAUGUAGGUCGGCCCAAAUCGGAUAACACCCAAUAGUUAAGACUUUUUGUCAAAAGUACCAACUGUUGCAAAUAUCUAGUCCUGAAUUAAACGAUAUCCGAGCUUCGUGAAUGACUUUAAGUUGGAGUGACUUUUUCAUUUUUCUUGUGCUGUGGGAAAUAUUAAGUCUAUCAUAGGCCGACCUGACAGGAAUUAAGUGGAAAAGAUAUGUAUGGCAAGGCCCAACUUCUGCCCCUAUUCUGUUUCCGGUGACAGAAGAAGACCCCAUUUUGAGCAGUUUUAGUCGAUGCCUUAAGGCAGAUGUACUCGGUGUUUGGCGGCGAGAUCAAAGACCUGGAAGAAGAGAAUUGUGGAUAUUUUGGUGGGGUAAAGAUCCCAAUUUUGCUGACCUUAUUCACCAUGACUUAUCAGAAGAGGAAGAUGGAGUAUGGGAGAAUGGCCUUUCCUAUGAAUGCCGUACUUUGCUUUUCAAAGCAGUUCACAAUCUGUUAGAACGAUGUUUAAUGAACCGAAACUUUGUACGAAUUGGCAAGUGGUUUGUGAAGCCAUAUGAGAAAGAUGAAAAACCUAUAAAUAAAAGUGAACACUUGUCCUGCUCUUUCACCUUUUUCUUGCAUGGAGACAGCAAUGUUUGUACCAGUGUGGAAAUUAACCAACAUCAACCUGUGUACCUUCUCAGUGAAGAGCAUGUCACCCUUGCUCAGCAGUCUAAUAGCCCAUUUCAAGUUAUCUUAAGUCCAUUUGGACUAAAUGGCACUCUCACGGGACAGGCUUUCAAGAUGUCUGAUUCAGCUACGAAAAAAUUAAUUGGUGAAUGGAAACAGUUCUAUCCUAUUUCAUGUGGUUUGAAGGAGAUGUCUGAAGAAAAACAGGAAGACAUGGAUUGGGAAGAUGAUUCUUUAGCUGCAGUAGAAGUUCUUGUUGCGGGUGUCCGAAUGAUCUACCCAGCAUGUUUUGUUCUAGUCCCUCAAUCAGACAUUCCUACCCCUAGUUCUGUGGGAUCCUCUCACUGUUCAGCUUCCUGCUUGGGUAUCCAUCAAGUGCCUGCUUCCACAAGAGAUCCUGCUAUGUCUUCAGUUACUCUCACUCCACCCACAUCUCCUGAGGAAGUCCAAUCAGUUGAUCCUCAGUCUGCACAGAAGUGGGUCAAAUUUUCUUCAGUAUCCGAUGGCUUCAGCACUGACAGUACUAGCCAUCAUGGUGGGAAAAUACCAAGAAAAUUAGCAAAUCAUGUGGUGGAUCGAGUCUGGCAAGAAUGUAAUAUGAACAGAUUACAGAACAAGAGGAAGUAUUCUGCUACAUCCAGUGGCCUGUGUGAAGAAGAGACAGCUGAUAAAAUAGGAAGCUGGGACUUUGUUGAAGCCACACAAAGAACAAGCUGUAGUUGUUUGAGGCAUAAAAGUCUUAAAACAAGAAAUACUGGGCAACAAGGACAGGCACCAUCUUUAGGGCAACAACAGCAAAUACUUCCUAAGCACAAGACCAAUGAGAAGCAAGAAAAGAGUGAGAAGCCACAAAAGCGCCCCUUGACCCCUUUUCACCACCGUGUAUCAAUUAGUGAUGAUAUUGGCAUGGACACAGAUUCAGCCAGCCAAAGACUUGUGAUCUCUGCUGCAGAUAGUCAAGUGAGAUUUACAAACAUCCGAACUAAUGAUGUAGCAAAGACUCCUCAGAUGCAUGGCACUGAACUGGCAAAUUCACCUCAGCCUCCCCCACUUAGUCCUCAUCCAUGUGAUGUGGUUGAUGAAGGAGUGACUAAAACGCCUUCAACUCCCCAGAGUCAACAUUUUUAUCAAAUGCCAACACCGGAUCCCUUGGUUCCUACCAAACCAAUGGAAGAUAGGAUAGACAGUUUGUCCCAGUCUUUCCCACCUCCAUUUCAGGAAGCUGUAGAACCUACCGUGUAUGUUGGUACAGCAGUAAGCUUGGAAGAAGAUGAAGCUAAUGUAGCCUGGAAGUAUUACAAAGUCCCAAAGAAAAAAGAUGUAGAAUUUUUACCACCUCAACUUCCAAAUGAUAAAUUCAAGGAUGAUCCAGUUGGACCUUUUGGACAGGAAAGUGUAACAUCAGUUACAGAGUUAAUGGUGCAGUGUAAGAAGCCUUUAAAAGUUUCUGAUGAAAUAGUCCAGCAAUAUCAAAUUAAAAAUCAGUAUCUUUCAGCAAUAGCAUCUGAUACAGAACAAGAACCUAAAAUUGAUCCAUAUGCGUUUGUUGAAGGAGAUGAGGAAUUCAUUUUUACUGAUAAAAAAGAUAGACAAAAUAGCGAGAGAGAAGCUGGGAAGAAACACAAGGUGGAAGAUGGGACAUCUGCUGUCACAGUGUUAUCUCAUGAAGAAGAUGCUAUGUCAUUAUUUAGUCCCUCUAAGCAAGAUGCUCCACGCCCUGCUAAUCAUGCCCGUCCUCCAUCAACCAGUUUGAUUUAUGACUCAGAUCUGGCUGUGUCUUAUACUGACCUUGAUAACCUCUUCAAUUCUGAUGAAGAUGAAUUAACACCUGGAUCUAAAAAAUCAGCAAGUGGAUCAGAUGAUAAAGCCAGCUCCAAAGAAUCAAAGACAGGAAGCCUGGAUCCGUUGUCUUGCAUAAGCACUGCAGACCUUCACAAAAUGUACCCCACGCCUCCUUCACUGGAGCAGCACAUUAUGGGCUUCUCUCCAAUGAACAUGAAUAACAAGGAAUACGGUAGUAUGGACCCCACACCUGGAGGAACUGUGCUGGAAGGAAGUAGCUCUAGUGUAGGAACACAGUUCAGAAUUGAGGUUGAGGAAGGGUUCUGUAGCCCUAAACCUUCUGAAAUUAAAGAUUUUUCUUACGUCUAUAAGCCUGAAAAUUGUCAAGUUCUAGUAGGUUGUUCCAUGUUUGCACCUUUAAAAACUCUACCAAGCCAUUGUCUGCCUCCUAUCAAAUUGCCGGAAGAGUGUGUUUACCGGCAGAGCUGGACUGUUGGGAAAUUGGACUUGCUUCCUUCAGGCCCUUCAAUGCCAUUCAUCAAAGAGGGUGAUGGCAGUAAUUUGGAUCAAGACUAUGGUCCUGCCUAUACACCACAAAUCCAUACAUCUUUUGGGAUGCCUCCGAGCAGUGCACCUCCUAGUAAUGGUGGCGCAGGAAUUCUUCCUUCCCCAUCCACCCCUAGGUUUCCGACUCCAAGAACUCCAAGGACUCCAAGGACUCCUCGUGGGGCUGGUGGACCUGCUAGUGCUCAAGGUUCAGUCAAGUAUGAGAAUUCAGACUUGUAUUCACCAGCUUCCACACCAUCUACAUGCAGACCCCUCAAUUCUGUUGAACCUGCAACUGUCCCUUCCAUCCCUGAAGCGCACAGUCUUUAUGUAAACCUCAUCCUUUCAGAAUCAGUAAUGAACUUGUUUAAAGACUGUAAUUUUGAUAGUUGCUGUAUUUGUGUCUGCAACAUGAAUAUCAAGGGUGCCGAUGUUGGAGUUUACAUCCCAGACCCAACGCAGGAAGCACAGUACCGGUGUACCUGUGGCUUCAGUGCUGUCAUGAACCGAAAGUUUGGAAAUAAUUCAGGAUUAUUUCUUGAAGAUGAACUUGACAUCAUAGGACGUAACACAGACUGUGGCAAAGAAGCAGAAAAACGUUUUGAAGCUCUCAGGGCUUCCUCUGUGGAAAAUGUUAAUGGAAGCCUAAAGGAAUCUGAAAAGGUGCCUGAUGAGUUGAUAUUACUGCUACAAGAUCAAUGCACUAAUUUAUUUUCACCCUUUGGAGCAGCAGACCAUGAUCCCUUUCCCAAAGCGGGUAUAAGUAGCAAUUGGGUGCGUGUUGAGGAGCGGGACUGUUGUAGUGACUGUUGUCUCGCAUUGGAACAUGGGCGUCAGUUCAUGGAUAAUAUGUCGGGAGGAAAAGUUGAUGAAGCACUUGUCAGAAGCUCAUGCUUACACCCAUGGGCCAAGCAAAAUGAUGCGAGUGUGCAGUGUUCACAGGAUAUACUUCGGAUGCUCCUUUCUCUUCAGCCAGUUCUUCAAGAUGCUAUUCAGAAAAAAAGAACAGUGAGGCCUUGGGGGGUUCAAGGUCCUCUCACAUGGCAACAAUUUCAUAAAAUGGCUGGCCGAGGCUCUUAUGGAACUGAUGAAUCUCCAGAACCACUGCCGAUUCCCACGUUUUUGUUGGGUUAUGAUUAUGAUUUUCUGGUGCUUUCUCCAUUUGCUCUCCCUUACUGGGAGAAACUUAUGCUGGAACCUUAUGGAUCUCAAAGAGAUAUAGCCUAUGUUGUACUCUGUCCAGAGAAUGAAGCUUUGUUAAAUGGAGCCAGAAGCUUUUUUAGAGAUCUCACAGCAAUAUACGAGUCCUGUCGAUUGGGCCAGCACAGACCUAUUUCUCGACUGUUGACUGAUGGCAUCAUGAAAGUGGGAGCUACUGCAUCGAAGAAACUUUCGGAGAAGUUUGUAACAGAAUGGUUUUCUCAGGCAGCUGAUGGUAACAAUGAAGCCUUUUCUAAAUUGAAGCUGUAUGCACAAGUCUGCAGAUACGAUCUAGGUCCAUAUCUUGCUUCUCAGCCGCUGGACAGUUCUCUGCUCUCCCAGCCAAAUUUAGUUGCCCCUCCAAAUCAGUCUUUGGUUACUGCACCUCAGAUGACAAAUACUGGAAACGCUAAUGCUCCAUCUGCCACCUUAGCAUCUGCGGCAAGUAGCACUAUGACACUGACUCCAGGUGUUGCCAUAUCUACUUCAGUUGCCACAGCUAAUUCAACUUUGACCACAACUUCAUCUUCAUCAUCUUCCAGUAUGAGUAGUGGAGUAUCAUCAAAUAAACUGCCUUCGUUUCCACCCUUUGGCAGUAUGAACACUAGUGGUACAGGAUCCAUGUCUGCACAAGGAAGUACGGUUCAGAGUGGCCAGCUAGGAGGACAGCAGUCAUCAUCUCUGCAGGCAGCAGGAAUAUCGGGGGAGUCGGCUUCUCUGCCCACUCAGCCACAUCCUGACGUGUCUGAAAGCACAAUGGAUCGGGAUAAAGUGGGGAUUCCCACAGAUGGUGAUUCACAUGCAAUUACCUACCCACCUGCAAUUGUUGUUUAUAUAAUUGAUCCUUUUACAUACGAGAAUAAAGAUGAGAGCACCAGCUCUUCUAAUGUAUGGACUUUGGGGCUCCUUCGAUGCUUCUUGGAAAUGCUCCAGACUCUUCCUCCUCAUAUCAAAAGUACUGUUUCUGUACAGAUUGUUCCUUGUCAGUACCUGUUACAACCUGUGAAACAUGACGACAGACAAAUCUACUCCCAGCAUUUAAAAUCUUUGGCUUUUUCGGCAUUUACCCAGUGUCGGCGACCACUUCCAACAUCAACCAAUGUCAAAACACUGACUGGGUUUGGUCCAGGCUUAGCUAUGGAAACUGCUCUUAAAAGUCCUGAUAGACCAGAGUGUAUUCGACUUUAUACGCCGCCUUUUAUUCUGGCUCCUGUGAAGGACAAACAGACAGAGCUAGGAGAAACCUUUGGCGAAGCUGGACAGAAAUACAAUGUUCUCUUUGUGGGCUACUGUUUAUCACAUGAUCAAAGAUGGAUUCUUGCAUCUUGCACAGAUCUAUAUGGAGAACUUCUAGAAACAUGUAUCAUUAACAUCGAUGUUCCAAAUAGGGCUCGUCGGAAAAAGGGUUCUGCUAGAAGAUUUGGUCUACAGAAACUUUGGGAGUGGUGCUUAGGACUUGUUCAGAUGAGCUCUUUACCAUGGAGAGUUGUAAUUGGUCGCCUGGGUAGGAUUGGACAUGGAGAAUUGAAAGACUGGAGUUGUUUGCUGAGUCGUCGAAACUUGCAGUCUCUAAGCAAAAGGCUCAAAGACAUGUGUCGGAUGUGUGGUAUAUCUGCUGCAGACUCUCCGAGUAUCCUUAGUGCUUGUUUGGUUGCAAUGGAACCUCAGGGUUCUUUUGUUAUCAUGCCAGAUUCUGUGUCAACUGGUUCUGUUUUUGGAAGAAGCACCACUCUAAAUAUGCAGACGCCCCAGCUAAACACCCCACAAGAUACAUCCUGUACUCAUAUACUUGUGUUUCCUACUUCUGCUUCUGUGCAAGUAGCCUCAGCUACUUACACCACUGAAAAUUUGGAUUUAGCUUUCAAUCCCAACAACGAUGGAGCAGAUGGAAUGGGUAUCUUUGAUUUAUUAGACACAGGAGAUGAUCUUGAUCCUGAUAUCAUUAAUAUCCUUCCUGCAUCUCCAACUACAUCUCCUGUACAUUCUCCAGGCUCUCAUUACCCCCAUGGAGGUGAUGCUGGCAAGGGUCAGGGUACUGAUCGGCUACUUUCAACAGAAUCGCACGAUGAAGUAACUAAUAUUCUUCAACAACCAUUGGCCCUUGGAUACUUUGUAUCAACUGCCAAAGCGGGUCCAUUACCUGACUGGUUCUGGUCAGCAUGUCCUCAAGCACAAUAUCAAUGCCCCCUUUUUCUUAAGGCCUCUUUGCACCUCCACGUGCCUUCAGUGCAAUCUGACGAACUGCUUCACAGUAAACACUCCCACCCACUUGACUCAAAUCAGACUUCAGAUGUCCUCAGGUUUGUUUUGGAACAGUACAAUGCACUCUCGUGGCUAACCUGUGACCCUGCAAUCCAGGACAGACGCUCAUGUCUCCCAAUUCAUUUUGUGGUGCUGAAUCAGUUAUAUAACUUUAUCAUGAAUAUGCUGUGAUCUUCGUUUGAUGGAAUUAUACAAGGAAAGAACAGGAAGAAAGGAUAUUUUGCUGCAAGAUUAAGUUACAGUUCUCAGUGGAAGUCAUUUGUGAUGGGGUCUAAUUCUUAUUACUUCAACAAAUAUUGUUUUGACUUGGGGGGCGGGGCUAUAACCCUAUUUUUCAUUGACUUUACUGAGCUCUUUAGGAUGAUGACUGAUUAUUCAAAACGUAUUAUAACACUUUCGUAGCAAAAAUUAACCUUUUUUUUUCCAGUCACAGUAUUUGUGAAAAGUAAUGAGCCAUAGUACCCAUUAAUGUUAAAGAAUAUUAAAGCAUGGAGAGGAAACAUGAGGAACAAUGAAUUCAACAUAUGGCUUUAGAACAUCAAGAUGUUCUUGUAUUGGAUAUAGUAUCUAGUAUUCAAAAAUGCCUGCAUCUCUUAUUUAUUGUAAGUUUUUAAAUGUAUAAAUUGUCUUAUAUUUCUUAACCUCUUUUAUAAAAAUUUUCCUAGAAGGUUUAUACUGCCUUCUUGCUUUAAAGCAAUUGGUCUAAAAUAUAUGUAAUCGUCUUAAUUAAAAAGUUGCAGUAGGGUUGCUUUUAGAGUAUUAUUUUUUUGUAAGGGGGUGGGUUGGACAGUAAAUUUGUAUUGUCUCAAUGUACAGUUUAACAGGGAUAGAGGGAAAUAAUGUCCAUGCCAUUGCGUGUGGAGGAUUUACAGCUAAGCUGUAGUUGCAGAGUACAUGUACAGUAAUGAAGUUCACUGUGUUUAUAAACUGAAAGGUACCGGGUCUUACAGCAUUUUAUAUAUCACACCUUUGAGGAACACGAUGGCAAUACACAUAUGUGAUAUUGUUAGGUGGGUAACUAGGAAUAAAAUGAGAAUUCUUCAGUUAUAUUUUGUACUAUGGUUUAGGGCUAUGACUAAUAUUUCAGGCCAUUUCCAGUGAAAGAAACUUAGUUUUACAAGAAAAACAUUUGCUACUGAAUGCUUAAACUAAUUUUGGUGUUUAAUGUUACAUGCUUAAAUAUUUUUCAGUUUUCACAGUGGCAUGGGGAUAUAACUAAUUAUGAAAAUUUUCUGCAGGAUCUGUUAUAAGGUUGAAAUUUAGCCCAGCUCUAGGCAUUUUACAAAUUAUUUUAAGAGCAGUCACUCUUAAUUGUUUUACUUUUUAUUUUUAAAUUAAAGAUUGGGAAUGUGUGUGAAAGUAUGCAUAUGCAUGGCAGAGAGAGAGAGAGAGAGAGAGAGAGAAUGAGAGAGAGAGAGAAUGAGAGAGAGAGAGAGAGAAAGAGAGAGAGAGAGAGAGAGAGAGAGAAAAAAUGAGAAUGAAUAUGUGUAUGUAUGUGUGUGUGCAAUCAAACUGUGGUGUAAAUAGAUCCUCAGUGAAUUCUGGUAUUCAGACUCUGUUCCACUAGUGAAUGAACCAUUUUCUAAACGUUUCCCUUUGACUUUUUUAUUUAUUGAAUUUUCUUGGUUUGGAGAUGGCAGUCCCAAACACCAGAGUCUGUACUUUUCUAUGACACAGCUCAAAUUAAAGUAGGGCACAUGCCAAGGAGGUUCUCACCUCCCUAAAGAAGGGACUUGAAUUUUAGGGACUUUAAUCCACCCCUUCCUUCAGUCCAGCUUUCCCCUUCUUGUUUGCACAUGCCAAGAUAACUGCUUUUUUGCAGGCUUUACCCCUGAAAACUCCUUUCUACAGUGCUGCUCACGAGAGCCCAGCCAGUCUCCUGCCUGCAUUGCUGACUUGAACUCACAGUCGCCUACCAAGUCUACCUAACUUUCUUGGAAGCAGUCUUUCAAAAUUCCUACUUGUAUAUUCAUUAAUUGUUGACAUGGACAAAAUCAGUUGUAUUUACAAAACUCUAACUCAGUAUGUUUUUUUUUUUUAACUGAAACCUGUUUUGUAAAUAGUAUACAUUUAAUGUUGCUUAGCAUAAAAAACACUUUCUUACAGUUAUCUUCUUUAAAUUGGGUAUAUGAAAACUUUACCAACUCUUGUUUUUCUAUAAAGAAACAGUUAAUAACAAGUUUUCAAAUUAUUCCUUCAACAUUAAUAGAACAAUCCAAAUGUUGAGCAUAUUUUGAUAUUAAACUAAAGAUCACGUUCUCUGUUUUUAAAUUAUCCUAACACCACCACAGAUUAUGUUGACGUAUUUUGUUCUGUAUUUUCUUGGUGGGACUUAAGAUUUGAGGGAAAAGAUGCUUAUUGGAAUUUCUAUUAAAAACCUAUCCUUGUUAUUUUCUUAGCUCAAUAAUGACUCAAGAAAAAUAAAAGAUUAUAAUCUCAGUUUAAAAUUACUAAUGUGUGACAACCAUACCUCAGUUUGAAAUAGAUUUAACAAGACUAUUCUCUGACAUUUUUCUUCCAUGUAGCCAUAAGCAGGGACCCAGCAUACAAUUCUUACUUGGGAAUCAGGAACUAGUCCCAAAUAUACAGAAUUGAUUCAUGGUUUGCUUUUCUCUCUCUCUCUCUCUUUCUUUCUUUCUUUCUUUCUUUCUUUCUUUCUUUCUUUCUUUCUUUCUUUCUUUCUUUCUUUCUUUUUUCCUUCCUUCCUUCCUUCCUUCCUUCCUUCCUUCCUUCCUUCCUUCCUUCCCUUCACACAUCAGUUUUUGCUCAAAUAGGAGGUUCCUAAAUAGCCAUUAGAAGAAGAAAUGAAGCCUUUCAUUCAGGAUGAUAGAUCUAACUUAUUAAUGUACAGUCAUAGUACAUUAGUCGUUUUAUUUGAGUAGGUAAACAAAAUUGUACACUUUUCCCAGUGAAUUUCCAACACCUUGACUUCCUUAUGUCAGUGCUAAUAGCCUGUUUUGUGUGCAGUUAUCCAUUCUGAAGCAGGUGAAAGGUCAGUAUUUUAGCAUUUUAAAAGAUGAGUUAUAUAAUGUCUGCUUCCAGCCAGUCUGAAACAUCUAGCCAUACCUUUCUUAUGCAAGCCAUUGAGUUAUCAGGACUGUGAAUUAACACUGUAUGAAUACAUUUCUGUACACCUUAUUGUUUGGCCAGAGGGCCACCAAGUGUACUUAUAUGUAAUCCUUGCAUUUUAAACUAGCUUGUAAUUUUUAAAUAUUUCUAAACCUUUCUUAAACCACUAAAAUUAAGCUCUUACUGCUUAGAAACUGUCCUCAGCUGUAUUCGUCCUCAAUUGUCAGUAUGGCACAGAUCACUGUAUUAAUGCUCUCUUUCAUCUUCAUAUUUACCUUCUGAGGUAAUUUUUUAACUUAAUGUGUUACUACAAAGAUUUGCAAAUCUUUAAUCAAGCACUAUGUUAAUACUGUAAUAUCAAAAUAUUAUGUCGCAUUAUUUCGAACGUUCAGAUUGAAUAGGGUAAAAGAAAGUCUUUAAAUGCUAUCGCAUCCUAGAGUCUGUUCCCACCUACUGUGGCAUUGCAUAGUAGUCUGUUGAGACAUUCAUUGUUGCUUGACUGACAUUUUGGUCUGGGUUUGCUUUUAAUAUUUUAGUUUAAUUAAAAUUAGAAAAAAUGUGUUCAACAAAUAUAUAUAUAUAUAUAUAUAUUUGUCCCAUCUUCUCCAAAUCAGUGGGAAAAGCUUGCCUUUUGGUAUUUAUUAGUGUUUUCAUGGGCCCAGAACUGUGGUUUAAAAUUUUAUAUGUAUUUUCUUUCUCUCAUUCAUUCUCAUUCUCUCUCUCUCCCUUUCUCUCUCCCUCUCCCCCCCUCUCUCUCUCUCUCUCUCUCUCUCUCUCUUUUGUGGAGUAUAAAUUAAAAAACUGGAUUUGGGACCUAAAAUACUCCUCAGGUUGAGAUAUUCUUUUAAGUUUUAAAAUAGCUUUAGUUUUUAAAGUAAACUGGAUUUGUGGACCUUAAAGUUACUGAAUUUAAAACUACAAAUUGUAACAUCAUUACUGGACAUGUCAGCAUCAACCCUCUCAGAAUAGCUUGGUCACUUUAUGAAGGGGCGUUUUUAAGUUGUUGUUUAGCAGUGACAUUUAACAUGGUCCAAUUGCUUUUCUUUUUAAUAUGACAAAUUUUAAAAAAAGAAUAAGGAACAAACACUAUUGCUGCCGAAUGCCAUAACACUGAGUUGUACAAAUUGUGAUUGAGGAAAUGAAAAAGUUUAUACUUUUUAAAAAAAAAAAACAAAAAACAAAACUUCAAAUGGAAUAAAUUAUUCAUGAAGCCUUCA
Molecule: messenger RNA, 11449 nt
Organism: Rattus norvegicus (Norway rat)
Lineage: Eukaryota; Metazoa; Chordata; Mammalia; Rodentia; Muridae
Source: RefSeq, a predicted model, not a curated record